Molecule: messenger RNA, 2898 nt
Organism: Phaedon cochleariae (mustard beetle)
Lineage: Eukaryota; Metazoa; Arthropoda; Insecta; Coleoptera; Chrysomelidae
Source: the annotation of a GenBank genome assembly
AUGGAUAAGUCAGAAGAAAAUAUCUUGAAAGCACAAAUAUACCAUUAUUUCAAUGAGAAACUGUACACUCAUAUGCUAAACGCAGCAAAAGAAGGUGCAAGUAAGUUCAAAGGUGACGUUUCCCUUCAUCUUUACCAUUCUUUGGCUCUGAUUCUGAUAAAUCGUCUGGAAGAAAGUAUCCACGAUCUCGAAUCAAUCAGGAAUGAAAACGAUGUGAAAUUAGCUGUUACCAUAGCGCUCAUUUACACCCAUAAGAUGCUGGGAGUGGCUAAUAAGGAGCUAUACGUGAAACUAGAUGGGCAAAUGAAGGAGUACCGCAAAUCCUCAGAAGCUGUGGACUUUUAUCACUCUUCUUUCGUUCUUUUGUGCUUGGGAAAACCGGAAAAAGCUCUGGACUAUGCGGAGAAAGCUCUGUAUAUGAAAGACGCUUUCCCAGAGUGCCAGACCCUCAAAGGAUGGAUCUUGAUGCAGCUGAGCAACGGUAAGAAACCGUCUGAAAAUAUCAAAGAUUCAUUCCAAGCUGCUUUGCAACUACAACCGAGUAAUCUGUGGACUAUCAUUGGCCUAUCUCAGUGUUAUUUAUUCCAAAACGAUUUCGCUGAAUCUUUGAGCACGAUAAACAAAGCAGUCGUUAGAUUCAGCGGUACAGUGUUGCCGUUGGUUCAAAAAAUUCGUGUGCAUUUGUCUGCCUUUGAUUGGGACCAAGCCAUGGAGACCAUCCAGAGAGUGACUGCGAUAGAUCCAAAGAAUUUAUUCGUGCAGAAAUUGUACAUAGUGAUUCUGCUGUGUCGAUCAGAGAGAGAUAGUGAGACUACAAAGGAGGUGAGACGAUUUUUUGAAAAUCUGGAAUCGAAGGAAUCUGGUAAUAUUCAGCUGAUGAUCGAAAGUGCCCAAUUGUUUAGCAAGAUUUGUGGCAGGAAAGUUGAAGUUUUAUCUGAGAUUUGUAAAACUUUGGAGUCGGCGGUGCAAAACAAUCCGGAAAGUUCUGGUCUUAUUGUGGAGAUUGGCAAUCAGUGCCUGCUCAGGGGAAAGCCAAAAGAAGCUGCUAGGUAUUUCAAGAACGCCACUAAAAUCGACGAAACAUCCCUAGACGCUCUACUAGGAGUGUCACAAUGUGAAUUAGCAGAAAACGGAAUCACACCUCAAUUGCGCAACCAAAUCGACUUCCUGUUAGAAAUGAAAGGCGCUCAACAAUCCUCUCUACUUCAAUACCUACAAGCCAAAGUCUCUUCAGACUCAGAGGAGGCUCUGAAACAUCUGACGGCUAUAUGCCAGUCCAAACUGUCGCUGCUCAAAAACUACCCCUACUCUGAUCACUACCUGUUGACCCUCGAUCCUGAUUUCCUUCUGGAAGUGAUCAAGGAAGCUCUGCAACACAUCUCUCUAGCGAAAACGUCUUCCAGAAGUGCGAUUGAGGUUAUUUUUGAGACACUCAAUGUCAUAGUGAGAGUUAGCCCAGGGCUGUCGGAAGCAAUGUUUUUAUUGGCCAAGCUUCAGUACGUCAAAGGGGAUAGCACGAGUGCUUUGAGCUGUUUGGAGGAGCUCUUGGGACGGGACCUGAGCGCUCAGACUGAGGCUCAAUUGCUUCUGGCCCAGAUUCAGGUGCAGCAGGGGUUGUUCGACCGAGCUACUCAAAGUUUGGAGAUGUGUGUCAGCCAAAACUUCAAAGUGCGAGAGAACCCCAUCUACCAUUACAUAACCGGGUUGGUGGACAAAAACAGUUCAAAUUUUCCCGACGCUAUCAGAGCCUUGUCCACAGCGUUGAGUUUGGUGAACAUAAAAUCCGAGGUGAAAUCCAAAGAUGGCGCAGAAAACAGUGUCACUUUGGUGGAGAAGGCUUCCAUUUAUGUGGAGUUGAUUGACACUCUGAAUAUCGUCGGCCAGACUGACGAGGCCGUUAAAGUACUUGAAGAUGCGACUGAGGAGUUGAGAGGUACUCCCGAAGAAGCCAGAAUUCUACUGCUGAGUGCAGACCACUCUCUCACCAGAAAUAACAUACAGGGUGCUAUUGAUCUUUUGAGCCGCAUAAAACCGACGGAUUCUUGUUACUUGGAAGCGAAAUCGAAGGAAGCGGAGAUUUUACUGAAAUACAGAAAAGACAAAUAUGCCUUCUUGCAAUAUUAUCAAGAUUUCGUCAAAGAAAAUCCUUCCUCGGAGUAUUAUGUGAUGCUUGGUGAUGCUUAUAUGAAAGUUUUGGAACCAGACGAAGCACUUCAAUGUUACGAAAAGGCAUUGAAAGACAGCCCCAAAGACGCCUUCCUAACCUCAAAAAUGGGCAAGGCCUUAGUGGAAAGUCACUACUUCUCUCGGGCAGUCACUUAUUACAAGGAAACCAUCGAUUUGACUAAUGACGUAGAACUGAAAUUGCAACUGGCCGAACUUUACAUGAAUCUUAAAGAUUACGAAAAGGGCGAAUUGAUUUUGCUGAACGAAAUGGAAGAGGAGAAACUGCACGAUUUGGAGGAUCUCACUUAUUUGAGGGGCAAAACGAGGCUGUUGAGCCUUUUGGCUCAGAUCCAAGAGAAGUCCGGUAAUGUGACGUACGCCAUGAGGAGCUUGAAGGACGCUUUGAGUACUCAGAACCGGAUCAAAAAAAGAGUUGAGCUAGAAAGUGGGUCAGCAGAAGAAGAGACACAAGUUUUGGUCGAUAUAUGUGUGAAGUUGGGUGAGAUGGCGAUAGUUCUAAAAAAUAACGAACAAGCAAUCAGUUUUUACAAGGAAGGCCUACAAGUAUCGCCUGACAAUAAAACUAUCUUAGUAGCGUUGGCGAAAUUGUAUAUGCAAAUCAACUAUUUGGAAUUAUGUCAAAAAACAUGCUCCACUAUAUUGAAAAUCGAUCCAGAAAAUGAAAGUGCAUCUGUUAUGAUGGCAGAUAUAGCUUUCAGGAAGGUAAGACUU